Molecule: messenger RNA, 378 nt
Organism: Knipowitschia caucasica
Lineage: Eukaryota; Metazoa; Chordata; Actinopteri; Gobiiformes; Gobiidae
Source: the annotation of a GenBank genome assembly
AUGCCGGCUCCAGUAGUUAUUUUACCCAUUGCGUGGGCGUUGAUGACCUUUCUUCGUGUGGCCAACAAACGGAGAAGAAAUGGGCAAAACCGAAGACGACUUCGCCGCUAUUUUGCCCUGAUUAAUCUGUUUACGAGUGGCCGUGCACUAACCUACUGUAGGAUGGACAGGAAUGUACCCAUCCUGCGCUUGUGGUUUGACGUGGAGUUGGAACUCAUCCGGGACUUCAGACUGAAUGGGGUGGUGGGUGCUUUAGGACCUGGUGGGGAAGAAGUAGACGGGCCUGCCCGUGUGGCUGGCAUCGGUGUUGGCGGGGCUGUGUCUGCAGUAGUGGAAGAUGGAUCCGGCUCCUCCAUGGGAGGUUCAACAAUGGCCUAG